Molecule: messenger RNA, 1179 nt
Organism: Acaromyces ingoldii
Lineage: Eukaryota; Fungi; Basidiomycota; Exobasidiomycetes; Exobasidiales; Cryptobasidiaceae
Exons: 1
Biological process (GO): mitochondrial translational elongation
Cellular component (GO): mitochondrial matrix
Molecular function (GO): translation elongation factor activity
Source: RefSeq, a predicted model, not a curated record
CGAAAGCCUGCCAUUGGCUCGAUUGCGCAGCUCCGCAAGCUCGUCCCGGGCACCUCCAUGAUCAAGGCCCGCGAGGCACUGACGGCCACCUGGCCCUCUGACGCCGCGUCCGAGGACGUGCAAGCCGCCGUGGCGUGGCUCGAGUCCGAUCGACGGGCCAGCGGUGCCAAAAAGGCGGAGAAGGUGGCCGACCGACAGGCAAAGGAGGGUGCCAUGGGCGUGUGCGUCCUCAGCGAUGGCGCGCCAAACUACUCGGGCGAGGCCAAGGCGCCCGCCCAGUUUACGCCAUUGGCCCAGGCGGGCCUCGUGGAACUCAACUGCGAGACAGAUUUUGUGGCGAGAAACGAGCUCUUUGGCCAGCUCCUGGCCGAUCUCGCACACACGGCCGCCCUCUUCCCCUCGCUCGCCAACGUUCCAAACAGUGAGGCAGCAGCAGCAGCACCGCGGCUCCUUGACAUUCCCGUCGAGGAGUUCCUGGAAUUCCCUCUCCUUGCCUCAUCGCCCCACUCGUCCUCGCCUUCCACCUCCAGCCCCUCGGCCGAUGCCGCUGCCGCUCCAAAGACGGUACGGUCGGCCAUCGUCGACAUUAUUGCUCGCGUAGGAGAGCGGAUCCACCUGGCCCGCGCGUCGACGCUCGUCAGCGCGCCGCCGCCGUCUCCGCUUGCGCCGCGGCGUUCGUCGCCCGACUCGCCGAGCCCCGCGUGGUUCGUCGCGAGCGCAUUCACUCAUGGCGCCGCGGCUUCAACAUCUUCUUCGUCGACGGCGGCGUCCUUCGGCGAGCUGCGGCCGGGCUACACGCUGUCCUCGGGCAAGGUCGCCAGCCUGCUCAUCACGCGCUUCGACCGGUCCGACGAGACGAAGCGGACCGACGAGGCGAGCCUGCGCUCGAUGCGCGGCCUCGCCAGGUCCUUGGCGAGGCAGUCCGCAGGCAUGCCCACCCGAUCCGUGCGGGGAGACGAGGAGACGGCGCUGUAUGCGCAGCCGUUUUUGAUGAGGCUCAAUGCCGCCAAACUCGAGGGCGAGGAAGACGAGGCGGCCGCCGCCGGGGGGUCAGACGAGCCGCCCAGCGUCGAGGCCAGCUUGGAAAAGUGGGCAAGCGUCUGGGCUAGAGGUCAGGCAGCACGUUCAGGGGAUCCUGCUGUCCAGGUCCUCGACCUUCGACGGUGGGGGGUGGGAGAG